Messenger RNA from Aspergillus novofumigatus IBT 16806, 2921 nucleotides. Its product is annotated as Kha1p. Gene Ontology annotation, molecular function: antiporter activity. The transcript has 4 exons. The record is from RefSeq and is a predicted model, not a curated record. Gene Ontology annotation, biological process: proton transmembrane transport. NCBI's taxonomy places the organism in Eukaryota, Fungi, Ascomycota, Eurotiomycetes, Eurotiales, Aspergillaceae. Gene Ontology annotation, cellular component: membrane. The coding region runs from base 90 to 2783 and encodes 897 amino acids.
CUCCUCCAUCCUCCUUCCAUCAAUUCGAUUUCAUCCAAUUUGUCAGUGAAUUCUGACUUCAGGCACUCCUAGUGCCACUCCCAACGGCUAUGGCCACCACCACCUCGUCGAUCGCCAGUUCCCCGACCGUCCCGCCGCAGGGUGGCAUCCUCGAAGGUGGAAAUCCGUCCCACUAUGACCCCAAGAACCCCAUUGUUAUUUUCAUCAUUCAGGCUUCUAUCAUCAUUAUUCUAUGUCGCCUGAUUCACUGGCCGCUUUCCAAGCUCCGACAGCCGCGCGUGAUUGCAGAGGUCAUUGCUGGUAUCGUCUUGGGUCCAUCGAUAAUGGGACGGAUUCCAGGGUUUACAGAUGCAAUCUUCCCUGCUGCAUCUAUUCCCAACCUGACUCUUGUCGCCAACCUGGGUCUCGUGCUUUUUCUGUUCCUCGUCGGCCUCGAGACCGACUUGCGUUUUCUCGUCAGUAACUGGCGCGUAGCGGCGAGUGUCUCCGCUGCGGGGAUGAUUCUGCCCUUUGGUUUGGGUUCCGCUAUCUCGUAUGGUCUCUAUCACACCUUCCGAACGGAGCCUGGAAUGGUUCAUAUUGAUUUCGGCACUUAUCUGCUUUUUAUCGGCAUUGCCAUGGCGAUCACGGCUUUCCCGGUCUUGUGCCGUAUCUUGACCGAAUUAAAACUCCUCGGUACAAAUGUUGGUGUCAUUGUACUGUCUGCCGGUGUAGGCAAUGACGUUGUUGGCUGGAUCUUACUCGCCCUUUGCGUCGCUCUUGUCAAUGCAGGAAGCGGCAUUACGGCCCUCUGGGUGUUACUCGUCGCAGCCGGCUAUAUCGCCUUUCUGGCCCUCGUAUUCCGCCCAUUGUUCAUGCGCUUCCUUAACAAGACCGGAAGCUUGCAAAAAGGACCCAGUCAAUCCGUUGUGACAAUCACCAUUCUCAUAGCUCUGGCCUCGGCAUUUUUCACUCAAAUCAUUGGAAUACACGCUAUCUUUGGAGGAUUCAUCGUUGGAUUGUUAUGUCCCCACGAGGGUGGUUUCGCUAUCAAGUUGACCGAGAAGAUUGAAGACUUGGUUGCUGUCCUGUUCCUUCCGUUAUAUUUCACUCUUUCUGGACUCUCCACCAAUCUCGGUCUGCUCGAUUCCGGUACCGUCUGGGGGUAUGUCAUCGGCGUUAUUGCCAUUGCCUUCCUCGCCAAGGUGGCAGGAGGCGCUCUAGCCUCGAGACUUUGUGGCCUGCUCUGGCGGGAGAGUUUCUCCAUUGGCGUUUUGAUGAGUUGCAAGGGCCUGGUUGAGCUGAUUGUCUUGAACAUUGGUCUUCAAGCGCGCAUCCUUAACACCCGCACAUUCACAAUUUUCGUUGUCAUGGCCCUCGUGACAACCUUUGCAACCACCCCUUUGACCAGCCUCUUGUAUCCGAAAUGGUAUCAGAUCAAGGUGGAGCGCUGGCGUCGUGGGGAAAUCGACUGGAAUGGACGUCCGCUCCAGGCCGAUGGACGUCAGGACAGUGUUGCUGCUGCGAAAGAGCAGCUCAAAAGUGCACCGGUCCGCAAGAUGCUCGUUUAUCUGCGCCUGGACGGGCUUUCCAGCAUUUGUACCUUGGCUGCACUGCUGGGCCCCAAUCGACCCGCCACGCCGGAAUCCCCAAAGCUGCAUCCAACCAAGGUCAAGGAAGCUCUGUCAUCUCCGGAACCAGCAGUGGAAGAGUGCGCCGAGACCGAAGUCCAGCCGGAGCCUGCGCUGCAAGUCCACGGCGUCCGGCUGAUGGAACUCACGGAUCGAGACUCUAGUGUCAUGAAGGUCUCUGAAAUUGACGAGUACACGCUGUGGGAUCCUGUCAUCAACACCUUCCGGGCUUUCGGUCAAUGGCGCGAUAUUGCGAUCAUGGCUGGCGUAUCCGUCGUUCCCGAGCAUUCCUAUGCGGACACCGUCGUGGGGAUGGCUCGCGAAGAAUCCGCGGAUCUUCUGCUAGUCCCAUGGAGUGAAACGGGUGGCAUGAGCGACGUUCAAUCUGGUCUUGGAAUCGACGAGGCCAGUAGAUUUGUCAACGGCCCCUACACCGACUUUGUAUCGAGUGUGCUCUCUAAUACGACGAGCAAUGUGGGCGUCCUCGUCGAGAGGAACAUAUACAGCCGCAGCUCCGGCAAGCAGCGGCCACAACUCACCCGAAAAGCCAGCGCUCUGAGCAUUCGCAGUUCCAUCUGGGGCGGUACUACGGCCGCCCGGUCGCACCAUAUCGUGUUACCGUUCUUUGGCGGUGAUGAUGACCGUUUUGCCUUGAAAUUCCUUCUUCAGCUCGCCCAAAACGACCAGGUCACGGCGACGGUGCUCCACAUUGAUGUCCUUUCCACCCCUUCAGCAAAAUCCGUCUCCAACACCAAAGAUUCCCAAGCGGAGAGCUCAACCGGCCCUUCGACAGUCACAACAACACAGCCCGAGAGCGACGGGACCUUCUUCGCCUCGAUGCGAGAUUCACUCCCGGAUGAGUUCAAGUCUCGCGUCAUCUUCACGCGUCUCACCCCCAAGGCAGACGAGAAUGUGAUUGAAUUUACCAUCAACGCCGUGAAAGAAGAAAUGUCGCAGACAACACCCAAGGCGGGAAACAUCGUCGUGGUGGGAAGACGGCAUAACGGGCUGGACCAGACUUUGACCUUGGCAGCCGUUUCAUCCCCGGACGAGGUCGGACCCGACGCCCGACAGGCCCUUGGUGCUGUUGGCCAGGCGCUGGUCCGGACUGAGAAUAGAAUCGUGGGUAACGUGCUUGUCCUUCAGGCAGGCAUGACGAGCCUGCGGCGGUAAAUAAUGAUCUAUGGCACAUAUGAACUUUGAUUUCACUUUGGGUCUUGUUGAUAUCACCGUAUACGAUCUGCAGAAUCGCACUAAGUUGCCUUCGACUUUAGUAUGUCGAUCGGAAUGCACAUACACGGAGUCCUUAAU